AUGUCAGACCAACCAGACGCACCGCCAAAGAAAGUUGGCUCUCUCAGAGACAGGAUCGCCGCGUUCGAGAAAGCUGGGGCAAGUGCACCAGCGCCAGCGCCAGCACCAGCGCCCCGACCCAAGCCAGCUGGCUUCUCGACCUGGAAACCGAAGCAACCUUCACCGCCAUCGACUCCCACAACAGCAGACAAUGCAUCUACACCCUCCAAACCAGCAUCCGGCGGUAUGUCGGUCUCGGAUGCGAAGGACAGCAUCGUAAAAGGUGGUAGUCUCAAGGAACGAAUGGCUGCUCUUCAAGGGAAAGGUGCAUUUGGAGCACCACCCCCUCUUGCACCUAAACCGGCUCUGGAGAAGCCCAAAUGGAAGCCCCCGCCAGUGGUGUCUCCGCCGGUUGAUGAUGACGACGAUCGUCCUGCAGAUCCAGCAGCAGCUGCAGCUGCUGCGCUCGCAAGAGCCUCAUCACCUCCACAGCCCUCUUCGCUGAUAUCAGACUCGAGUGAACGGCGAUCCUCAGAGGAAGCAACCGAGAAGGAAUCCAACGAACAGACAGGAGAAACCGACCCAGACGAAGAAGAACGGCAGCGACGAGCAGCGAUCGCUGCCCGCAUGGCGCGUUUAGGGGGGACGCGUGUGGGGAUGGCUCCGAUCUUUGGCAAGCCGCCGCCACCACCACCGACGAAGAAACCCUCGCUUCCACCCAAUGAUGAUGCUGCCAAGGCGGAACCAACCAAGGAGACGGCCUCCCCACCACCUCAACCACCGAAGGAAGAACCCCAGACCGAGGCUGAAGCGGCCACCAUCACAGAAGAAGUCACUGAGUCUAAGUCUACGGAGGCAAUCCCUGCUUCAGUUAGCUCGAGUGAAUCCCAUGGCUCGAAGAGUCCCCCUUCCAUGCCUGUACCUGCUAUGCCUCGCCGAGCUGCUCCACCUCGCAAGAAGGCAUCCAAGCCUCAGCAACCACCGCCGCCGCCGCCGCCACCACCACCAGUGGAAGUCGCUGCUCAAGACGCUGUCGUUUCUCAGGAGUCCGAAGAGCCAUCUCAAGCUCAGGAGAAGGUUGUCAAGGAAGAGGUUGACGUCAAGCCUGAUGAUGUAUCUCAGGAGCAUGAAGAUAAGGGGGAGUCUGUCGUUCCCGAAACCCUCAAAGAUACCCAGGAAGCUGCAUCCUCUGUGACUCCGACGGAAGACACCGAAGUAAGCGGCCAAGUACCCGAACAUGCAUCGGCGGACUCUUCCGUCGAAGCCCAACCUCCUGUCCAGCAGCCAGCGCAAGUAUCGGAAGAGGUCCAGACAGUGGAUGAGAAGCAUUCUGGCAAAGACGUCGAGGAUGGCGAAUCUGAAGAAAGUGAAGAGGAUGAAGAAACGAGGAAGAGAAAGGUUGCUGAUCGCCUCGCAAGGAUGGGUGCUGUCAAUCCGUUGGCCUUGCCCAGACGAGAUUCAUCUUCCGCUGCUCCUCUCUCAUCCUCUCCACCCACGACUGCGGACGAGAAGGGAGAGCAACCUCUUCCAGUUGAAGAAGCCCAGCACGUCCCGGCCGAAUCCGUCGCACCCUUGUCGCCUGAACCGGAACUUGCAGCUUCGAUUCCCGAGAAACUUGACGAUGCGGCAACAAGAGAGGAUGAAACAAAACCCAUUGAACCCUCUUCUGAAGUUGCUGGGAAAGCAGAUACGAGCGAUGCCACUACCAGGUGUAUUGAUGCAGUGGAUUAUGUAGAAGAAAGCCAAUACGACGAUAACGAUUCUGGAGCUGCCCCAGUUGUCACAUCUACAAUCCUCCAAAGGCAAUCUCUUGCUCAACUCACGGGUGAAUCUGUGGCCGAGGUGGAGGACACCAUCCCUGUACCGCCGCCUCGAGUUUCGCACUUGGCUUCGGUAGAAGAUCAGACACCUCGCAAUCUCGAUGCCAGCGCCGAUCCAGAGGAAAACUCAGAGGAAGAGAACGAAGUCCUUGUCCGUUCGCAGAUUCUAGUCCCACCACCUGGAUUCCCUCGUUCCCCGCCUACCGACGUUCAGGCAGGACAAGUCGAGAGUAAUGACGAUGGUCAUCAGCCUCCUUUGCCUGUCCCGCACAGGGUCUCGAGUGAGCGACAAGAUGUUGGUGCGGCGGAAGAACAGCAGCCAUCUCCAGUCCUACCAAGGAGCUUCCCGCCAUCGCCUCCUCCAGCGGAAGAAGCUUCAGAUAAUGAGGAAGCCCUUCCUGUUCGUCCCAUGUCGUCGGCCCAUCGAUCUGAAGGACAGACCUCCGAUGCUGAAGCACCCCUCAUUGUCCCUCCACCGGUAAUGCCUAAGUCUCCAACCCCUGUUAAUCAGGCACCACCUCACAACGCUCCUCCUACCCAAACGGUGCAUCAAUCCGACAGUGUCCGAUCAUCAAGCAGUCAAUCCUCUCUCAAGGUGCCAGGUACAAGAGAAAUUCUUGAUGAAGAGGAAGGAGAUCCCAUUGAUCCAUCCUUCCACAGCCCGAGCCGCAGGACCUCCGCUGUCCUCUCUUCUUCUACUGACGCAACGCCACCAGAACCCCAAGCGACAACUGAAGAGCCCGCCAUCGCAGCCAAAGAACCGACUCCACUUCCCAGGGAAGAGGCCCAAGAAGAUGAGGAUGCCGAGGCUGCACGACGAAGGACCAUCGCUGAGCGUAUGGCAAAGCUGGGAGGUAUUAAAUUUGGUGCCGCCCCGCCAGUUCUUCCAGGUCGUCGUCCUACGCUACCAACAGCGGCCGAGGAGGAAAGCCGCCGCUCCGAGGCUCAGGAAGAAUUCCAAGACACCGGAGGAAAUUCAGACCUGACCGAAGAAGAAGAGGAACGGGCACGGAAGGAGAGAAUUGCUACUAAGCUGGCAGGUAUGGGUGGGAUGCGCAUCGGGAUGCUCCCUCCCACCUUCCCGACUCGCAAAGCAAGCGUCCCGCAAGAACCGGAGCCGGAACCUAGUGCACCGAAAUCGCCUCCACCACCCACCAGGGCACCUCCUUCUCGACCCCCGCUGCCUCCACAAGUUGCCGACAGCGAAUCCGAGGAAGAAAGCCUCGCCUCGUCCGUCGAUGCGGUGAAGGUCGAAGCAGAGGAAAGUGAGAUGGAGGAAGUUCAUCACGAAGAUGCUCAGCCUGAAGAAGCGCCGCCCCCACCUCCGGCACGAGGAGCACGUCAGAUUCGCAAGGAAUCUCUGGACACCCCGAGCUCACCACCUCCGCCUCCCACUCGCCCACCAGUACCAGCGGGACUUCCUGCUCGUAGAGCCAGCAACCAGACUAUCUCCUCGCAGAGACGAACAUCGGGCGACUCUACGGUCUCGUCCCCUCCUCAGAAGACGCCAAUUCUACGAGGACAAUCUGACUAUGUCAUGGUCGAAGACCCGGAAGGGGAGGAAGUCCCACCACCUCUUCCAGGCAACAGGCCAAGUGCUCGGGCCCCGGCACCUAGCCGGCCUCCGCCAGCACCUGAAGGUCAGGAUAGUCUUUCCUCGCAAUGGGAGUUGCCCAACAUCCCGACCUCUACUUUGGAGUUUGGCAACGAGGACUUGUCGAUGUCAUGGACUGAGGCGGAAGCGGCACCUGCAUUGGAGGAGUCUGUCACCAUUGUCCCAAGGCCUCAACCCACCCCGGGCCCAAGGCUGGCUGAGGUAGCUGGAACUGGGAUGGAACAACAAAGGAAGAGCUCCAACGACGUCCAACUUUCCGCUGACGACUUGAUGGCGGUAUGGGGUCGUGUUGGCGUUCAAGUUUGCGAAGUUGCCACGACACUGUUUGAGAAGUCCAAGAAGGGGUUGGUUGGGGACGGGACCUAUCCUGGAUUUGUCCGCGUUGUGUUGAAUGAGGUUCCGAAUGCGGCCAAGGCCUCGGAUUGGGGGUACUUGGUGUACAAGCAGACUGGGGGAGCCGUUCAGAAGCGCGCGAGCGAUAUUAUGCCUGGUGAUCUGGUUGAGUUGUCGGACGCCAAAUUCAAGGGACACAAAGGUCUUCAAGCAUAUCAACUCAUUGUUGGCACGGAUGAGCCUGUUGUUGGUGUUAUCAGCGAAUUCGAGCCGAAGAAGUCCAAGUUGCGAGUGUUCCAAGCGAACCAACAUGUCGGUCAACAGACUGUCGAGGUAGUCAGUUAUCGUUUGGACGACUUAAAGAGCGGUGUUCUCAAGAUUUAUCGGGUUUUGGAGGCAUGA
Molecule: messenger RNA, 4149 nt
Organism: Coprinopsis cinerea okayama7#130
Lineage: Eukaryota; Fungi; Basidiomycota; Agaricomycetes; Agaricales; Psathyrellaceae
Exons: 6
Coding region: 1-4149 (1382 amino acids)
Source: RefSeq, a predicted model, not a curated record